AUUAUAGGUCUAUGCAACACCAUUUUGGAGAGACAAAGCAAACUGGAGGCUAAGGUCGAUGAUUUGCAAAAGAAGAUAAUCGAAAAUAUGCCAGAUCGAUGCGAGGUGGUGGCUCAGCAAAAAACUCUUCGAGAAUGCAAAGUGCUUAUCAAAAAGGUGCAUCAGUCAUUCUGUCGAAUAAAUGGGGGCGCUGUUACUGAGUUCCAAUUGGAAAUUUCAGAUGUUCUCCCAUUAAAAACCAUUGACGCAUUGUUUGAUGUGGAGGAGAAACUGCAAAGCAAUGAAUAUAAAGAGGAAAUGAUAUCUUACAUAUUCACAUUGGGCGCUGCGUCUGGAAAUAUUGAUGGGACGAUAAAAAAAAUGUUUUCGGACGAAUUGUUAAUAAAUUUUAAUUGGGAUGGAAGGUGUGGAAAGAGAGCGUUAAUGAAACUUAAGCUCGUUGACCACAUCUUAUUUGAUAUUUUUAAACUCAAAGGCCGUCUCAAUUUCGAAAAGGAGGUAAAAAACAGCGUUCAUCUCAGCCAUAAUAGGCAGAAGCAAAAGAAGUAUGCCGCAAAAAAACCUUCGCAACAGGAAGGCGAAUAGUUUGAAUGUCUUUCUUAUUAACUGCAUUUUUUUCAUAGUGGAUUUUAAUUUUAAGUUUUUGUGUGAAAAGGAAGAUCUUUUUAAUACUUCAUUGAUUUUUUUUUUUACUUUUUAUCUUAUAUGUUUACUUUCUGCUUUUUUUAUGCUCGACGAAGAAGAAGUCGAUAUUUUAAAGUUUUUAUGAAAAUGUAUAUAAUUAAUUUUAGUAUUUAAACUUUAUACCAUUGAAGUUCAUCGAGAAAGUCGAUAUUUUUGAUCUUAAAUUAAUAUAUCAAAGAUAUCAUAUGGUUACAGUUUAUUAUAUUAAUGCCUUCAAACAACUGAAACUUCUAAGUCUUAUAAAGUGUGAUAUUUUAACGUUAAAUCAAGAAAUUCAAAUUUUUAAGAUCCCAAAAAUGUGAUUGAACUAAUGUUCAUUAUAUGCAUUAAUAUUCGACAAUAUUAAUAUCUCAAAGAUCUCAUUUUGUUACCGGAAGGUGAAUAGUUUUAAUUUCGUUCUAAUUAACUGAUUUUUUUUUCGUAGUGGAUUUUAAUUUUUAAUGUUUAUGUGAAAAUUAAGAUUUUUUUACUAUUGAA
Molecule: messenger RNA, 1161 nt
Organism: Rhagoletis pomonella (apple maggot)
Lineage: Eukaryota; Metazoa; Arthropoda; Insecta; Diptera; Tephritidae
Exons: 4
Source: RefSeq, a predicted model, not a curated record